This is a messenger RNA of Bactrocera tryoni, 608 nucleotides long. RefSeq lists its product as uncharacterized. Lineage: Eukaryota; Metazoa; Arthropoda; Insecta; Diptera; Tephritidae. The transcript has a single exon. Gene Ontology annotation, biological process: defense response. The coding region runs from base 18 to 473 and encodes 151 amino acids. The record is from RefSeq and is a predicted model, not a curated record.
UCUACAAGUGAAAAGACAUGAAGACAAUCACUGUUAUCUCCGUUGCUUUGUGCAGCUUUGUGCUGUUUCACUCUAUCUUAGCUCUUCCUCUCGACGAUUCAGAAAACUCACAGGGAGACCUUGUUGUCAUCGACUUGGUGCCCUUUGAACAACCCGAGGAAAAUCGCGACAUUACCAUCGAUGCGGCUAUUCAAUCGAAUGCUCAUGUCGAAGUUCCUGGAUCGGUUGCCGAGGAUUUACUAAAAGCUAUGAUCGAAGCUUUUCAACAGAUAAAGGUGUCUAAAGAGGUUGCUGUUCAAGUCCAAGUAUCCGUGCCAGACGAUAAACCAGUUGGCGAAGAGAAUGAACCGCAAAGCCGCAGUGGUGGAAUUUCAUGUAGUCUAGGUGGAGCUCUCUGUAGUUCGCACUGUCUGUUUUUGGGACAUAUCAGGGGAGGAUACUGCAAUUCCAGAAAAGUCUGCGUUUGCCGUUAAAAAGGAAAAAUGAAUUUGAUCUAUUAUCGCGUGGAAGAAAAUUAGUUGCUACCUACAUGUGUUUGUAUGGACUUUAACUGGCUUUCCAUAACAAAUUGUAAUUGAUUUUAAUGAAAUAUUAGUAAUUUCAAAGCA